AUGAUCAUGGGAGGUGUGAGAGAAUUACUGCUCUUUGUGAUGACUGUGGGGGUUGUCAAAGUUUCUUGUUACCCUGUUGGAAAGUCCCAGAAGCAAGAGCAAGUCUCUCUGCAGAGCAGACUUGGAGAGCUGUCAUCAAAUGACGUCUCCAUUGUGCAUGCCCUGGCCUUGCUCCGAUCCAUAGGGUCUGACGCUAAACAAGACAGAGAAGAGUAUUUAGAGACUAAUGAAGUAGAAUCCCAAGCUUCUCCAAACCUUGGUAGCUCUAUGGCAAAUGAUGCCCUGUCCUCUGACGACGCUACCUCUGAAGCUGCCACUGGCCCGUCUGACGACGCUACCUCUGAAGCAGCCACUGGCCCGUCUGACGACGCUACCUCUGAAGCAGCCACUGGCCCGUCUGACGACGCUACCUCUGAAGCAGCCACUGGCCCGUCUGACGACGCUACCUCUGAAGCUGCCACUGGCCCGUCUGACGACGCUGCCACUGGCCCGUCUGCCGCUGCCACUGGCCCGUCUGACGACGCUACCUCUGAAGCUGCCACUGGCCCGUCUGACGACGCUACCUCUGAAGCUGCCACUGGCCCGUCUGACGACGCUAGCGCUGAAGCUGCCACUGGCCCGUCUGACGACGCUAGCGCUGAAGCUGCCACUGGCCCGUCUGACGACGCUACCUCUGAAGCUGCCACUGGCCCGUCUGACGACGCUACCUCUGAAGCUGCCACUGGCCCGUCUGACGACGCUACCUCUGAAGCUGGCCCGUCUGACGACGCUACCUCUGAAGCUGCCGCUGGCCACUCUAUGGCAAAUGAUGCCCUGUCCUCUGACGACGCUACCUCUGAAGCUGCCACUGGCCCGUCUGACGACGCUACCUCUGAAGCAGCCACUGGCCCGUCUGACGACGCUACCUCUGAAGCAGCCACUGGCCCGUCUGACGACGCUACCUCUGAAGCAGCCACUGGCCCGUCUGACGACGCUACCUCUGAAGCUGCCACUGGCCCGUCUGACGACGCUGCCACUGGCCCGUCUGCCGCUGCCACUGGCCCGUCUGACGACGCUACCUCUGAAGCUGCCACUGGCCCGUCUGACGACGCUACCUCUGAAGCUGCCACUGGCCCGUCUGACGACGCUAGCGCUGAAGCUGCCACUGGCCCGUCUGACGACGCUACCUCUGAAGCUGCCACUGGCCCGUCUGACGACGCUACCUCUGAAGCUGCCACUGGCCCGUCUGACGACGCUACCUCUGAAGCUGGCCCGUCUGACGACGCUACCUCUGAAGCUGCCGCUGGCCACUCUAUGGCAAAUGAUGCCCUGUCCUCUGACGACGCUACCUCUGAAGCUGCCACUGGCCCGUCUGACGACGCUACCUCUGAAGCAGCCACUGGCCCGUCUGACGACGCUACCUCUGAAGCAGCCACUGGCCCGUCUGACGACGCUACCUCUGAAGCAGCCACUGGCCCGUCUGACGACGCUACCUCUGAAGCUGCCACUGGCCCGUCUGACGACGCUGCCACUGGCCCGUCUGCCGCUGCCACUGGCCCGUCUGACGACGCUACCUCUGAAGCUGCCACUGGCCCGUCUGACGACGCUACCUCUGAAGCUGCCACUGGCCCGUCUGACGACGCUAGCGCUGAAGCUGCCACUGGCCCGUCUGACGACGCUACCUCUGAAGCUGCCACUGGCCCGUCUGACGACGCUACCUCUGAAGCUGCCACUGGCCCGUCUGACGACGCUACCUCUGAAGCUGGCCCGUCUGACGACGCUACCUCUGAAGCUGCCGCUGGCCAGUCUGACCAUGCCAUUGAGGAACUGUUCACUUCUGCUUCUGAGCCCCCGUUGACCACAAACAUGGAUAUCUGA
This is a messenger RNA of Salvelinus namaycush (lake trout), 1857 nucleotides long. RefSeq names its product polysialoglycoprotein-like. Bases 1 to 1857 code for a protein of 618 amino acids. Gene Ontology annotation, cellular component: protein-containing complex; apical cortex. The record is from RefSeq and is a predicted model, not a curated record. The transcript has 6 exons. NCBI's taxonomy places the organism in Eukaryota, Metazoa, Chordata, Actinopteri, Salmoniformes, Salmonidae.